UUUCUCCUUGUUGAAUUUACCUUCUUUUUUUCUUUUUCUUCUUUUCUUACUUUGAAUCCGUCAACCAAGUAAUUUACACCGUUGAUCUUUCUGAUUACGGGCAGCCAUGGCUGCUAUUUCAUCCAUCUCCUAUUUUCAUUUAUUUACACUUUCUCGAUCUCUCGACGUCCCUCGAAACCUAACAUUGAUCCCCAUUUCCCAUGAGUUUUGGGGGUUUCUCUUUAACCGCUAAAACCAUUGAUCUCUGUUGCCGCAAGGAAGAAGCUCAGUGUUAAAGAACUGUCCUUUGAGGGUUUUGGCACUUACCCUUUUACUUAUUCAGUUUCUUGUAAACUGGGUUGCUUUUAUUCUUUGCUGUUUGGUUGUCUAUGAUUUUUUUUUUGAUUUUUGUGGUAUUUGUGUGAAGAGAGAAAUUUGAGUUGGUAGUUGGUUGAUGUUGUGUAUUGUUUGUUCUAUGGCUAAUUGCAAGAAACUGCGUUUGAAAGAUGCAGCUCUUAAACGUUUGCUAUCUGUAGUUGUAGUUACCUUAUUAGGAGUUUUACUUUUGAUAGUUUCUCUUAGGACCAAUACAACACCAGGUUUAAGUGAAUUAGAUGAAGAUUUAAGUGAAUUCACUGAUAUUCAGAGCUUUAGUGAGAAACUCAACCUUCCUAAACAGAAUGAGUUUUCGAUUCGAUUGGCAAAGAUAAACCAGAUGCCCCCUAGGAAUAGAGAUCUGUAUCCUAAGUUAGCUAAAGAUCAUAUAACCAUUGUUUUAUACGUGCAUAAUCGGCCGCAAUAUCUCCAAGUGGUUGUUAAGAGCUUGUCCAAGGUUGUGGGCAUAAGUGAAACAUUGUUGAUAGUUAGCCACGAUGGCUACUUUGAAGACAUGAAUAAGAUUGUGGAAGGGAUCAAAUUUUGCCAAGUGAAGCAGAUAUUUGCCCCGUUUUCGCCUCAUGUGUUUCCCGACAGUUUUCCAGGUGUUUCAUCAAAUGACUGUAAGGAAAAAGAUGAUGCUGGGAAGAAACAUUGUGUUGGGAGUCCUGAUCAGUAUGGGAACCACCGGUCUCCGAGGAUAGUUUCUUUGAAGCAUCAUUGGUGGUGGAUGAUGAACACUGUGUGGGAUGGGUUGAAGGAGACCAGAGGGCACAAUGGGCAUAUUCUUUUCAUAGAGGAGGAUCACUUCAUUUACCCCAACGCAUAUCGCAACCUACAGCUUCUUGUUUCGCUGAAGCCUAUCAAAUGCCCGGAUUGCUAUGCUGCAAAUCUGGCACCUUGUGAUGUGAAUUUAAGAGGGGAAGGAUGGGAUAGUUUGAUUGCAGAGAGAAUGGGAAAUGUAGGUUAUGCCUUCAAUUGGACUGUUUGGAGAAAAAUCCACAGGAAGGCUAAAGAGUUUUGCUUCUUUGAUGAUUACAAUUGGGAUAUAACAAUGUGGGCGACAGUCUAUCCUUCGUUUGGCAGUCCAGUGUACACGUUACGAGGUCCAAGGACUAGUGCAGUUCACUUCGGGAAAUGCGGUUUGCAUCAGGGCCAAGGGCAGACUAAUGCUUGCAUUGAUAAUGGAUCAGUGAACAUGCAAGUAGAUGACAUUGAUAGGGUUGCUAAUAUCAGAUCAGAAUGGGGUGUCCAUGUGUAUGACAAUCAACCUGGGUAUAAAGCUGGGUUUAAGGGCUGGGGUGGCUGGGGGGAUGACAGAGAUCGUCAAUUAUGCUUGAAUUUCGCUCAAAUGUACCAUUCGUACAACACUUCUCUUUCAGCUGUGACGAUGAGUUGAGAUUUGAGCAUCUCGGAUUUCAUACUGUUGUAACUGGUGAGAUCUACAUUAUUUUCUUCAAUAGUUUAUAGAAACACGUAUAAAUUCAAAGUUGUUAUAGUUUUGUAUCAUCGAGAUCGUAUCUCAUUCUUUCUCCAAAUUGGCUGCUUGUCUUUGGAGCAACAUGGAGAGCAAUAAGUUUGUGUUGGCAGUAGUGGAUUCUUUUGAGCUCAGAUUGCUUUGUAAGUUGGUUGACAUACAAAAUUUUCUUUACCAUAUUAGUAAAUGGAAACACACACCAACAGCUAUGUGAUUCUAUCA
Molecule: messenger RNA, 2053 nt
Organism: Gossypium raimondii (Peruvian cotton)
Lineage: Eukaryota; Viridiplantae; Streptophyta; Magnoliopsida; Malvales; Malvaceae
Product: alpha-1,6-mannosyl-glycoprotein 2-beta-N-acetylglucosaminyltransferase
Exons: 1
Coding region: 434-1753 (439 amino acids)
Biological process (GO): protein N-linked glycosylation; oligosaccharide biosynthetic process
Cellular component (GO): Golgi membrane; Golgi stack
Molecular function (GO): alpha-1,6-mannosylglycoprotein 2-beta-N-acetylglucosaminyltransferase activity
Source: RefSeq, a predicted model, not a curated record